CGGAAGAGCCUGGCCCGCAGCUGGAGGCUACACGUGGUUCCAGGCGCUGAGGAUGGAGGCGGUAGCUGGGAGCGGGGCGUAUGGGGGGUCAGCCGGGGGAGGGAAGAAGAAGAAGAUGACGAAGAAGCUGCAGCGCUACUGGGACGGGGCCCCCCCGCCAGACACCCCCGCAGAUGCCCCCUCCAAGGCCAAGAGGCGCCGCAAUGAGAAGACUAGGCCACGGGCUGGGGCAGAGGGGAGCCUGCAGGCCAGGAAGGUGCUGCAGGUGUCAGAGGCCACAGGCCAGAUCUCUGGGAAGAGGGACCCAUUCCCUGGCGCCGCCCCCCUCCCUCACCACAAGGUGAAGAAAUUCCAGCGGGGCCAGAAAUCGCAGCUGGCAGGGGCAUCCAGCCAGCGGCUCCGGGACCAUCUGGCCUUGCUGGAGCAGAAAGUGGAGCUGGCAGUGCAGCAGGCAGCGCGCAUGGAGCUGCUGCUGCCCGAGGAGCCAGGGUUCCUGGAGGGGGACCCCGGUGAGGACACCUGCACCAUCGCCCAGGCUGACAUCGCCGAGGCCGCCGACAUCACUAGCGCCACCAAGGGUCAUCCCUAG
Chelonoidis abingdonii (Abingdon island giant tortoise) is the source of this 589-nucleotide messenger RNA. Its product is annotated as WD repeat-containing protein 46-like. Gene Ontology annotation, cellular component: small-subunit processome; nucleolus; 90S preribosome. The record is from RefSeq and is a predicted model, not a curated record. Lineage: Eukaryota; Metazoa; Chordata; Testudines; Testudinidae. Gene Ontology annotation, biological process: maturation of SSU-rRNA from tricistronic rRNA transcript (SSU-rRNA, 5.8S rRNA, LSU-rRNA).